GGCCAAAGGGAGAGAAGAAAUAUAACAUACACACACAUCUAGUACACUUCAAACGUAUUUAUAUAGCUAGAUGGUGGGCUCGGAACAUCAUCAUCAUCAUCAUCAACAACAACAACAUCAUCAAAACCAUCAGCAGCAACAACAAAGGAGCAAAGAAGCUUUGGGGAUGGUCGCUCUCCACGAGGCCCUAAGAACCGUUUGUCUCAACACCGACUGGACUUACUCUGUCUUCUGGUCCAUCCGUCCCCGUCCGAGAGUUCGAGGCGGUGGCAACGGCUGCAAGGUCGGCGACGACAAUGGAAGCUUGAUGUUGAUGUGGGAAGAUGGAUACUGCAGAGGAAGAGGAGGAUCAGGAGAUUGCUAUGGAGACAUGGAAGGAGAAGAUCCUGUUCGUAAAUCUUUCAGCAAAAUGUCAAUUCAGUUAUAUAAUUAUGGCGAAGGGUUAAUGGGGAAGGUUGCUUCUGAUAAAUGCCAUAAAUGGGUUUUCAAGGAACAAACUGAAGCUGAAUCUAAUGCCUCUAGUUACUGGCAAAGCUCUUUCGAUGCUAUUCCUUCAGAGUGGAAUGAUCAGUUCGAAUCUGGAAUUCAGACCAUAGCUGUUAUUCAAGCUGGACAUGGCCUUUUACAACUCGGUUCUUGCAAGAUUAUACCUGAAGAUCUGCACUUUGUACUUCGGAUGAGGCACACGUUUGAAUCACUCGGCUACCAAUCUGGCUUUUACCUCUCUCAGCUGUUCUCCUCAAACCGAACCACUUCGUCUUCAAACACAUCCCUCAUGGGCUCGAACCACCCUAUACUUCCUCCACAGACUCAACCAUUGCAACCCUCUCUUCCUCUCUACAGCUGGAGUGGUACGAGCCAACGACCGAUGAUGCCUCAAUCCUCUUUGCCUACCUACCAGCCUCACGUGCCUUUCCCCGUAAUGCCGCAUUCACACAAAGAACAAGACUCCGACGUGAAAUGGCCCACCGGGCUAUCUUUCUUUAACGCGUUGACUAACAAUGUCAAUGCUAAGCUUCUGUUUGAUUCAGAGGUUUUAGGUGACAAACCAGAGCAUCAGAGCCACCAGAACCAGAGCCAGCAACAGAGCAACUCUGAGAGUCAAGCGAAUCCAAGUGAGUUCUUGAGCCUUGAUAGUCACCACCGAAACAUGAGUUUCUUGGAGUGA
Molecule: messenger RNA, 1168 nt
Organism: Eutrema salsugineum
Lineage: Eukaryota; Viridiplantae; Streptophyta; Magnoliopsida; Brassicales; Brassicaceae
Product: protein RICE SALT SENSITIVE 3
Exons: 7
Coding region: 71-1168 (365 amino acids)
Source: RefSeq, a predicted model, not a curated record